AGGUUGUUUAGACUUUGGUCUUGGGACUGGGAGAUUGGGAGAUUAGAGAACUGUUACCUCUUUUCUUUGGGACUUCAUUGUAUAUGGUUUCCACCAUUAAUGAAGUUGGAUCUUGUUUCUUGAAUUGUACUCUUUCUUUUCUGUAAAUUUCUACAAUUCCUGGAUUAGCUCUAUCAGUGGUAUCAGAGCACGUUGAUCACUGGAUGACUUUAACGCGUGCUAAAAUGGAAGGACGUAUGAAGGAAGUAGAAAGAAGUCAGCGGGAGAUGCAAGCGAGAAUGGAAAUAAAUCUGCGGAAGAUGCAAACUAAUAUAGCGACGAUGGUCGCAAUACAAGCUAGCAUCGCAGAUAUACAAAACAGACUCCAGAAUCGAUCGAAGAGCAGAUCGCACUCUUCGCAUAGGUCGCAUCGCAAUUCUCAUCAUCAACACACGCGACACUCAGAAAUUUCAGAGAGAUCGGAAGAGCAUAGGCUUCGCAGAGAAACUGGAGAACGAUCGAAGAAUAUUAGGCAUCUUCCGCUAUCUGACAAACUAAAUCCAUCCCCUUCGCUCACAAGUUCGCAAAUGGAGUCGCGCACUGUUUCUCCUAGUUCGCAGUCGCGAAGUGUUUCUUCUAAUUUCCAAUCGCGAAAGACUUCCUCACCGGCUAUCUGUUCAUGUCCAAGAAAAACGCUAUUGAGAAGAGAGUCCUCAUCUUCGCAAAUAGAUUCUCACUUUUUGCCUGCUUCGUCUCAAGUCGAUUAUCUGAGUUCGCAAGUAACUUCUUCGACGCGAAGAGAAGAACCUCUUUCGCAAUCUAAAUCCAAGUCUCCAGAUUCGCAGCAGGAGUUGGUUAUUCAGGAGCAACCGUCCAGGGAAGAUACACACACCUAUGACAACAAGGAACUCAAGGAGGAAUCGUCAGUUAAACUUGAAACUGAAGCUGGUGCAGUUGCUGGAUUUCCGAUUUUUUCCAAGUACGAUCUUGACCAGUCAGAUAAGUUCAAGCUUCUUCAGGAAAAAGACAGGUUAUACAAUGGCCAGAUUAUGUUUAUCCACGCAUGUUCCUUUGGAAGUAGAGUCUUAAUCGCUUAUGAAAUGGGAGCACUUAAAAUCAAGAACAUUUCAGAUGAUAAAGCUGUUCUGAUCAAAAGUCAAGAACCUAGACAUCCAAGAGAAUUGUUUUCAGAAAAUUCAUACACUGGUAAAAGGAGAUAUUGUCCAGACUCCAGAGGCUCAAGAAGUCAAGAGGAUCGUGUUGAUUAUUUUUUAGGAGCAAAGAGAACUGGAGCAAUUACCUGUUUCCUCACUAGUAA
Molecule: messenger RNA, 1297 nt
Organism: Cuscuta epithymum
Lineage: Eukaryota; Viridiplantae; Streptophyta; Magnoliopsida; Solanales; Convolvulaceae
Source: the annotation of a GenBank genome assembly